AUGAUCUUCCUGAUGCUCGUAGCCUGCGGCUCCCUGGCCCGUCGCCUCCUUCCGCUAGCCAUCCUGCUUGAUGGACCAGCCCUUCAGUUAAUCAGAUCCUGUGCUCAAGCUAUCCUUUACGUUACAGAUAUUGCACUAUGUGCCAUGGUUAUGACCAACCGCAAUCCCCACCUAAUGGUUCCAGAAAAGUUUCGUCUCGUAUACCUUGCCGUCAUUUUCUUCGUCGCCUACGUCCAUGAUAUUGGGACUAUUGGAAGUCUGGACUGGUUGAAGUUUCCUACCGCGACUGCGGCUACGACUGCUACUGCGGUUGAGACUGUAAAUGCGACUGCGACUUGUGUUAGCGCGUAUACCGUUACCGAAAUGACCAUCGUUAUCGCAACUACGCCUGGUGCGGCACCUAUCGAUUCCAUGACUGAACACUUGACUCGCUUGGCAAUUGUUUUCGGUACUCAAACUUUUAGUUAUACCCUCGGUACCGUACCAACCUCCUUCAUCGGCGCUAUUUAG
This is a messenger RNA of Orbilia oligospora ATCC 24927, 510 nucleotides long. RefSeq lists its product as uncharacterized. NCBI's taxonomy places the organism in Eukaryota, Fungi, Ascomycota, Orbiliomycetes, Orbiliales, Orbiliaceae. The transcript is spliced from 3 exons. The coding region runs from base 1 to 510 and encodes 169 amino acids. The record is from RefSeq and is a predicted model, not a curated record.